UUGAUUAUUGACGUGUGAAAAAUAAAAAUUUUGUUUAGAAAUCGGAUUUUCUUUCUUUCAAUAAUCCUUAAACUUUUAAAUUGCAAAAGAACAAAAACAAACUAUUUAAUUAGUUUAAUUGUUUUAAAGUCUCGUUAAAAAAUGAUUCAUUUAACUGGACAAAGCUACAAUGCCCGAGAAAUUAUACAAAAUAUCUUCUCUCCAUUGGUGGGAGUAGUGACCAGCCCAAUGGCCGAUGAAAUUUGUCAUAAAAAUAAUUUAUCAUUUGUUGAGAUGUUGCAACCAUUUGCAAAACUUCCAAAUGAUGCUCAUUUCCGUGAUAGUACUGGAACAAGUGUGUCCAUCAAAGGACUUCGUCUUAAUAUCUGCGAUAUCAACUGGAGACCUCCACAGACAGUUCUAGCUCGCAAAAUGAUGAAUGAAGCAGUCACCAAUGGUGUCAGUGACAAAAUGAAAUUCAUAACAAUUGGUGGUAACAUGGAGUUGGAAGUACCAACAGCCGAACCAUGGUUUGACAACUGGCGAGAAACUUUUCUCACUGUUCAAUUUCCUGCGGAUCAUGAGUUCACUCGCCAUUUCUUGAGUUGUCUCAUUGUUUUGUCUAGUGGCGAUCCACAUGUUGUCGAAACAGCUCAAAAACUAACGCAUUGUGUUCAAAUUAUGCAAAAUGUUACCCCACAAAAGCUUCCCAAGUGGUUUCAGCCAAAUGAUGUUCUCAACAGUUACGUUGUGUUGCAUGAGGGUUCAUCUGGGGAUCUUUCUAAAGCGCAACAGAGCUAUGAGUUGUUGAAAGCAACAUUUGGAGAUAACAGGUGUUUCCUUAUUCAAGUGAAUUCACAAAGUGGUGGGGUUUCUGGAGAUAUUCCAGACUAUUGGGGUUCAUACAUUCGACGACCUCCAAAAACGGAUCUCCAAACGGAUCAAAGUAGUGCUCCAAAGACACCUCAGGACUCGGUUUCUGUGAUAUCGAUGCCUUCGAUGCAAAUGGCAAAUGCAGAUGGAAGUGAUAAUGAAGCAUUUUUACAUCCAUUAAGUCCCAUUCAAGAACAAGCUACGGAAGCUAUUCACUCAAAGUUCUCUGUUAGCAGUGAGAGUAUUAUAUCUCAGACAAUUAAUCCAAAUGUCUGGGCUGGAGAGACAGAUUCGGAUGCCUCACAUGGAUCAUAUUUGAAUUCCAUGGAUGUGGAGAAUCUUCGUCACUUUGUCCAGGAUUAUACAGUUAGGGCAUUGAUUCCUUAUGUUGAGCGUUUGGUUGUUGUUCUUAAUGAAGCAGUAACAACAAAAAAAGGAGUGAGUAAAUCGUUGCUAAGUGCCACAAAACGUUGGUUUGUAACUAGUAAACCUGGAGCUGGAGCCAGCAAUCAAAAUGCUGUGAUAUAUACAAGCGAAUCUGUUGAGUUGCAGACGAGGAAGCUUGGAGACUUGUAUUUUAUGUUUGGACACUAUAAUUUGGCCUUCCAGGCAUACCAUCAGGCUAAACGAGAUUUCAAUGCUGAUUCCGCUUGGCAAUAUUAUGCUGGAGCUUUGGAAAUGGCAGCAGUGUCUGCCUUCAUGUUGGGAACUGCAAAUCGUAAAACUUAUGAUUACAUGGAAGAUGCAAUAGUUUGUUAUCUCACAGUUUGCAAGCUGCAACAAUUUGCAACACGAGCUACGCUUUUAAGCAUUGAAUGCCUUAAAACAGCUCGUCUCUAUGGCGAAGCUGCUAAACAACUUAUUCGCAUGACAAGUGAAGAAUCUGAUCUAAGAUCGGCUCUUCUACUCGAGCAGGCUGCUUACUGUUUUUUAGCCUCUCAACCAGCGCUACAUCGGAAAUAUGCUUUUCAUAUAGUUCUCUCAGGGAAUCGAUACUCCCGAGCUGGACAGAGAAAACACGCAUUCCGAUGUUACAAACAAGCUUAUCAGGUCUUCCAAGAACGCGGAUGGAGUCUUGCUGAAGAUCAUAUUCAGUACACAAUUGGCAAACAGGCAUACACUUUGAAGAAACUUGACGAAGCUAGCAAAUCGUUUGCUCAUUUGUUGAGGCCAACAAGUUUGCAAAAUACUCAACAGCAGGCUACAUUUUUGAAAGAAUACAUCCAAACGCAAAAGGAACUCCUUCAAAAAAGUCCAGAGUUGGGACUUUUGGAAAUAGCUUUGCCCAAAGUAGAACAAGCCUCGAUAAGAGUUUUGGUAACAGCCCAACCACCAGUAGCUAACCCGCUUUAUGUAGCUGCAACAAAUAUAACCAUUCAGUCCAAUCUCAGUGAUGAAUCUACGUGGCAAAAAAUAGAAGAAAUGAUCGCCACCACUGCUUCAAACAAACCGAUGGUAUUCAAACCAACAAAGACUCUUUUCACACACGAGAAUCCAUCAGUUGAUCAUCCUUUGGCCGUUCAUGGAGAGCCAAUUGAAGUUGCUGUGACAAUUUCUAAUGCCAUCAAGACCAGUGUAACUUUAGCUGACAUCGAUGUUCUUUGGAAAUUGAGAUUAGAAAAUGAGGAAACUUUGUCAAAUCUUAGUCUCUAUGCCGAAGGAGGUGAUAAAGAUAAAACAGCUAUAAAUGCAGCUAUCAUAACAACUUGUAGCCAAGAAAUAGUUCUGGAAGAACAGGAACAAAAGGUGCUCUACUUCAAGAUGACUCCCAAACUAACUGGUCAAUUGAACAUUAUUGGAAUUGUGGGACGUGUCUCGGCUACAGCUGAACCAAACAGCCUACUUGGAUGUCUUCACUUUGAGACACAACAAAUCAAAACGAGUGGAAAACAAUCGAAUGCCACUUUGUUUGAUAAUAAACUUGCAGUGAAGAUUCUCCCACCAGCACCAUCGCUGAGUGUGAGUUUCUCCACAACUCCCAGUGAUAUUCUUGUCGGCGAAAUAAUUCCAGUGAUGAUAUCACUUCGCAACACCGGAAUCAUGCCAAUCGAUGAUGUUUAUGUUGGUUGCGAAUGCCCCAGAUGGAUAACGUUGCUUGACAAAGAGGCUGAUGUGCCUUUGUCAAUAUUUAGAGAUUUCAAAGACCUUACCAAUGAGACUCUCAGUAAAGAUAAGGAAAUUCGAAAACAACACGUUUUCCGUGUUCUCAAACGAAAUGACGGUCAAUCGCUGAAGGCUCAGGAAGCCACAACAAUUCCAAUGUGGAUUCAAGCGCCCUAUCAAAAGGGCGGAUUCACUUUAAGAUUGAUAUUCUACUACACAAUGCCACCAAAUUACCCUGGCAUUAAAUAUCGAUUGGUGCGACAUGAAUGGAAGUUUAACGUUCACGAGUGUCUGCAAACCGAAGUUAAUUGCGUUGUUAGUAAUCUGAUAACAAGUGAUUUGGGUCUAGAUGUGGAAUUUAAGAAUUUAAAUCAAACGCAUCAUCCUUUGAUGACAGAAUUGUACAUCAAUUCGGUGGAUAUGUAUUGCCCGCAGUAUAAAUUGAAUAGCAAAAAUCUUUAUUUUAUGAAUCAGAUGGAGAUUGCACCAGGACAAUUGGGAGAUAAAUGUUUAAAAGCAGCAAAAUCGGCAAGCAUCCAGUGUCGCUUGGCGCUUUCUCAAGUCUCUACUGCAAACACAACAACGGACUAUGUAACCCAACGCCUAUCUACCGUACCAAUAAUGAAAGCCUCCAUCAAAGACAAUCACAUUCCAACAUUUGAUAAACUUUAUAGCUUUUUGAUGAAACACGAAACUAAAUUCCUCAAUCCAUUCAAUUCCAGCAUCAAUACCGAAGAAUUCAAUACAAUCCUUUCAACCAGUGAUCCCCAUAUGACUGUAUCCAUUACUUGGAGUGCGGUUGUAGUGGAUUGUAAUUCUACACAACGAAUUGCACAUGGUCAGCAUUUUGUUCAACUGCGAAAUCUAUACGAGCAAGUAUCAUGUCCUGAGACGGCUGAUUAUCGCAUGAAAACGUAUCUUGGUGAUACAUCAGCUUAUAGGAAAAUUCAUGAAUUCGAAGGAAUAUCCUUUGAUAAUGCCAACAACGAUGAUGAGGAUCAGUGGGAGUUUAAUAAUAAUUUCGUUGGAAAACGAUGUUUGCUUCAGGAUGAGAGUUACAUUCCAUCCACGGCUUUAAAAGCAUAAUUAAAUAGAGAAAGUUUGAGGAUUAAUAAGAAAGAAAGAAAUGUUUCCUUGCAAAAACUGUUAUAAUUUUGGAGGGUUAAUAUAAUUUUAAAAAAAUAUCAUAAAGUAAAGUUACAAAAAAAAAAGGUUAAAUAGUUUGAUCCUUUUCAUAUUUGUAAGAAAAUUCAUAUGACCCAAGUUUAGUAAAGGUCAGUAAAAUUUUACACGGUAAACAACAACAAAUGAUUGCUAAGGAUAAACAAAAGUUUUUCAUUUGUUGGUUUACAGGGAAUUUUUUUUCUAAACUUAUACAUUUUUGACCCAUCAACAAUAAAAGAAAAACACUGCUAAUGAUACUAAUUGGAAAUUCAAAAAGUGCCACUCAAGAAAAAUAAA
Molecule: messenger RNA, 4416 nt
Organism: Episyrphus balteatus (marmalade hoverfly)
Lineage: Eukaryota; Metazoa; Arthropoda; Insecta; Diptera; Syrphidae
Gene: l(3)76BDm
Product: trafficking protein particle complex subunit 8
Exons: 17
Coding region: 142-4041 (1299 amino acids)
Biological process (GO): endoplasmic reticulum to Golgi vesicle-mediated transport; protein localization to phagophore assembly site
Cellular component (GO): phagophore assembly site; cytoplasmic vesicle; TRAPPIII protein complex
Source: RefSeq, a predicted model, not a curated record